Molecule: messenger RNA, 4923 nt
Organism: Saccharomyces mikatae IFO 1815
Lineage: Eukaryota; Fungi; Ascomycota; Saccharomycetes; Saccharomycetales; Saccharomycetaceae
Gene: BUD3
Product: Bud3p
Exons: 1
Coding region: 1-4923 (1640 amino acids)
Molecular function (GO): guanyl-nucleotide exchange factor activity
Source: RefSeq, a predicted model, not a curated record
AUGGAAAAAGACUUGUCGUCUCUUUACUCUCAGAAGGACAAUAGAGAGGACGAUGAAGCUUCAUUCAAUAUCAAACUAUUAGAGUCAGUUGUGAAAAGUACGUCGCAAAACGGCCAUUCUCCGUUGGAUGAUAAUAAAUCGCUCUCAGAAUGGAUAGAUAAUGUAUUCACUCAAUCAGUGAUUUAUUACGGUUCAGACAACCUAAUAUGGGGGGCAUUCUUUGUCUGUGUGUACAAAUUGCCUAGCAGUAAUAAGUUAAACGUUAUAAUAUUCGACAAACUGGGUACGUCAUGUUUUGAAUCGGUGGAUAUCUCUUCCAGUUCGCAAUACUAUCCAGCCAUUGAAAAUCUCAAUCCAAGUGAUCAGGAAAGUAAUGUGAAGAAAUGCAUUGCUGUUGUUCUGCUGCAACGCUACCCAUUGCUAUCACAAUCAGACCUAUCACGAAUCUUGACCAACACAUCGGAAAAUUGCGACUAUGACCCUCCUUAUGCUGGAGACCUGGCUAGCAGUUGCCAACUAAUAACUACAGUCCCUCCAGAAGAACUAGGGAGGCGCUUCUUUAAAUCAGGACUUCUACACGAUAAAGGAAUCAGUUCCGCCCUACUGGAUGUCAUUUACGAAAACAACGAAUCCACGAUUGAACUGAAUAAUAGGCUGGUGUUCCAUCUUGGUGAACAACUUGAACAGCUUUUUAAUCCAGUGACAGAAUACUCACCAGAACAAACGGAAUAUGGUUAUAAGGCCCCAGAUGAUGAGAAGCCUACUGAAUUGGAUGAUGUUCUUGUAAAAGCCAUUUGCAACGAGCUGCUACAAUUGCAAACAAAUUUUACUUUCAACUUGGUGGAAUUUUUGCAAAAAUUUCUGAUUUCUUUGAGAGUGAGGGUACUUAAUGAAGAAGUUGAGGGAUUAUCUACGACGAAAUUAAACCGACUUUUCCCUCCCACUAUAGAUGAAGUCACAAGAAUCAAUUGUAUAUUCUUGGACUCUUUAAAAACAGCAACCCCAUAUGGAUCCCUCGAGGUGCUCAAGGCAUGCAGUAUUACGAUUCCUUAUUUUUAUAAAGCAUAUACAAGGCAUGAAGCAGCCACCAAGAAUUUUAGCAAAGAUAUCAAGUUGUUCAUUAGACAUUUCCACAGUGCGAUUCCUGAAAGAGAGGUUUACACAGAAAUGAAAAUCGAAAGCAUAAUCAAGGGACCCCAAGAGAAACUAUUGAAAUUAAAGCUAAUUAUAGAGAGGUUGUGGAAAUCAAAAAAAUGGAAGCCGGAAAAUCAGCAAGUGGCCAAGAAAUGUUACGACAAUAUCAUUGAUGUCAUCGAUUCGUUCGGAAGAUUAGACUCUCCUCUCCAUUCUUAUAAUACAAGAGUAUUCACCCCAUCAGGGAAAAUUCUCACAGAGUUGGCCAAAUGUUGGCCUGUAGAGUUACAAUACAAAUGGCUAAAAAGAAGAGUGGUCGGUGUUUAUGAUGUAGUGGAUUUAAACGACGAAAGUAAGAGAAACCUAUUGGUAAUAUUUAGUGACUAUGUCGUUUUCAUCAAUAUACUAGAGGCAGAAAGUUAUUACACUUCGGAUGGAUCAAACAGACCAUUAAUCUCGGAUAUAUUGAUGAAUUCAUUAAUCAAUGAAGUCCCUUUGCCCUCAAAGAUCCCUAAGUUGAAAGUAGAAUGUCAUUGCUAUAUAGCUGAGGUUCUGGUUUCCAUAUUGGAUAAAAGCUGCUUGCGUUUUGAUUGCUUGAAAGGAAAAGAUUCUUUUUCAAUAAUAUGCAAAUUAUCUUCUACUUUUAUCUCGUCUUCUUCGGUAGCUGACUUGAUUACAAAGGCUAGAAUCUUGGAAAAAGACACUGCUUUUCACCUUUUCAAAGCCAAGAGAAGUCAUUUUACAUUGUAUUCUACUGCACACGAACUCUGCGCUUACGAUGCAGAAAAAAUAAAAUCAAAAUUUGCCCUUUUUCUGAAUAUACCACCAUCGGAAGAGAUACUAGAAGUUAACAAUCUUCAUUUGGCUUUGUUUGCAAGAUUUUGUAAAAAUGACGAUAACGAUAACCGCGUGAGCUUGGACAUAUUAACUAAACAGGAGAGUAAACAUAUUGAAAUCACAUCCGAUAACUUUGUUUUCACCAUAAUUAAUCAGUUGGCAAUCGAGAUACCCAUAUGCUAUUCUUCUUUGAAGUCAUCCAUGGCCAAUGAUUUACUUUGUGUAAAUGAGAAUCUCAUAAAGGAUCUAGAACAGCAAUUAAAAGAUAUCAAGUGCGGUUCGACAAACGGAUAUAAGGUUAUUGAUAACAAAGUUACCACUUUAUCUAAUUUCGAUGCUACUCACGAGAAGAAAAGAUCAUACGGCACCAUAACAACAUUCAGAAGCUAUACAAGCGACUUGAAGGACAGUUCAUCAGGCAAUAAUGAUAAUGGUAAAGUUACAAAGGUAACUAAUGAAUUUUCACCAGAGAAACCAGUAAAUAAACCUGUAAAGAAACAUGCAAAGAAACCUGCAAGGAAACAAAGGGAGAUUCCAAAGAAGGUCAAAAUAGAUGUAGUUAAAGCAGACCGUUUAGAGAGGGAAACAGCCAAGAAAAGCAAAGGAUUUUUUGGUGUAUUGAAGAAUGUUUUUGGAAGUAAAAGCAAGAGUAAGCCUUUACCAGUUCAAGAAAAGCCAAAAAAAAUGACACAGGGGCACCCUAAGUCACCAAUGAAAAAGAUGGUAGAGAAGAAGUCUUCCUCUGGAACGGGAACCGUUUCAUCUCUUAAUAAGAAGAAGAGAAGUACUUAUCAUCCGACAAAAGAAUCCCAUAGUGUUAAAUCUUCUCUCGAAGCUACUGAGUCCAAAUCACAUGAUUUAGUUGAGGAAACGCCUGAUGUUAAGAAAGAUAUACAUUUUCAAGAGAAUACUAGAAUAUCUUCAGUAGUACGGGACACAAAAUUUGCCCAUUAUACUCCAUCUCAACUUGUGGCUGAAAUUAGAGGGAACGAAAAAGGUGCGGCGCCAAAAGCGGAUCAAAGUACAAACCAAGACAACCCUUCUAAUUACACAGUCGUGGGUGUAUCACCAUCUUCACAUUCUAAAAAGUCGAAUGAUGAAACAGAAGAUGAAAAAAUUGAAAAGGUGAGCCAAUCGUUACAGGUUUCUGGAAAAGAGGUACUGCCAGACCUUGCCCAGACACACACGGAAAAUAAAGACAGUACAUUAUUAAGUGGAGAACAAAACAUUGGAACUCAAAAUGAAGCUCUACAUGACAAAGAUGUCAUGAACUCAGAUAAUAAAGACGAAUGUAAACAGAAUGAAAGUAGGGUGUUUAAUGAUGAUCUCUUCGGUGACUUUCUUCCUAAACGUUCCAGUGGUGAGCAAGAUAACACUAAGGACUCGAACAGCUCGUCCCAAAAGAAGGGAGUUCUCGAAGAAAAAGACGAAGUUAAUUUAAAGUCAAAUAGCUCAUCUAGAACUGAUGAUAGUACAUUUAUACUGACGCAAAGCCCCUCGACACAACUGAGUAAAGGACUGACAAAAAACUUCAGUGAUUCAAAAGGUUCAAAGAAUGAAGCAAAUGAGGUAGUAUUAAAAGAUCAUAAAGGUGGAUCAACAACGGACCAAGAAACAAUGAAAGAAAAUAAUAUAGUAGAAGAAAGAGCAGGACAUCAAGGAAUAUUUCCCAUUGUUCCUAGUUUAGUGCCUCCGACUUCAAAGAUCAACUUUCAAAGAUCACCAUCUUAUAUUGAACUUUUCCAAGGUAUGAGAGUGGUUUUAGAUAAACAUGAUGCCCAUUAUAACUGGAAGCGCUUGGCUAGCCAAGUCUCCUUAAGCGAUGAGCUGAAAGUUAAUACUGAGGAAAAUAUGGCAAUCUCAAGUAAACCUCACUACGAGAUCAACGUAGAAAAAAUGACCCAAAUUUCUGAGGCAGUUGAUCAUAAGAUACAGCAACCUACCCCGACACAUUCACUGACAAAGAAUUCAGACUGUUCGAAUAAUGAAAAUGGUGAUAAUCAAUUCUUUGAGAUUGAGGAGGAACUAAAAAAGGAGUUAAAGGGUGGUAUUAGUAACAGAGAAGACGUUGAUAGUAAUAGUCUAUCAAACUCUGUCCCAAUGAUAGAGAAGCCUCCGACAUUCAAAGUAAUCAGGACAUCGCCUGUGAGGAUUGUUGGGAAGACGUUUGAAGAAAUUACAAAGGAUGUAAACGCUUCUCCGUCAGAUGUUUCGUUUACUUAUGACACACUUCAUGAGAAUAAACCUGACAAAAGGCUGAUGGAACUCAAAUUUCCAUCUCAAGAUGAAAUUCCGGAUGAAAAAUUCUAUACUCCAGCGGAGGAACACACAGCUGCGUUUCCUCUCAAUGAACUUCCAAAUAUCUCGCAAAAUCUUAAUGUUACUUCUGUUAAUAACAAGGGUACAGAUAAUAAUUUUAGUAAUAAUACCGAACAAAUGCCACCUGAACUGUUGGACGAUUUAGAAUUCAGUUCAUUCAAUAUAGCUUUUGGAAAUUCUUCGAUGAGUGCGGACAAUUUCAAAGCGAGCACUGAUUUGAGUUCGAAUAGUACUGUAAAAGGAAACGCUGAGAACGUCCAAGAGUCCCCUAGUGGACCAUUAAUCUACGUUUUACCCCAGAGUAACACAAAAAGUGAAAAGGAGGGGUUCUUUAAAAAGAAGGAAAAUGAUGACCCUAUUUGGGUUUCACCUAGCAAAAUUGAUUUUGUGGAUCUAAGUAGACGAACCAAAACACUGUCACCAGAAGACAACAAUGCUCCCGCAAAAAGCAAUGAUGGUAGAAAAUACGAGGGUGCUGGGGAGCAAUCCAUCGGUAAUAUGACGAAUAUUCUGUUAUCUAAGGAUGCAUCAUAUGCUUAUUUGACGGAUUUUGUUGCAUUGAGUGAUAAUGAAGAUGAAAAUGGGAAUGAGAGUUAUGUGGCUAACGGUCCAGAAAGACUAAGAUUCUAUUAA